Frankliniella occidentalis (western flower thrips) is the source of this 2345-nucleotide messenger RNA. RefSeq lists its product as uncharacterized. The coding region runs from base 222 to 2204 and encodes 660 amino acids. Gene Ontology annotation, biological process: protein ubiquitination. Gene Ontology annotation, molecular function: ubiquitin protein ligase activity. The transcript has 10 exons. Lineage: Eukaryota; Metazoa; Arthropoda; Insecta; Thysanoptera; Thripidae. The record is from RefSeq and is a predicted model, not a curated record.
CCGGUUUAAACUGGGUGAAGUACCCUAUUUAGGCCUUCCAGCGAAACAGUGUUGUUGGCGUGGCAUGGCGUAGUGGCCCCAACCCUCCCGGAGGCACACCCAGCCACGCCCGGGCCCGAACACUCUUUCGCCAGAGCCAGAACGACUGGAGCGCGGCCGCCGGCUUGCUGCCUGUCUUCAUUGUUGCCGCUGCCGCCGUCACACACGGGCCCGCCCUAGUGAUGGAGUGCUCCGUCUGUCUGGAACCGUUCGACCAGGAGAAGCGCCGCCCGAAGUGCCUGCCUUGCGGCCACACCUUCUGCAUCGAGUGCCUGUCAAACGACCGCUUUGGGGCGACGUGUCCUCAGGACAGAAAGCGUUUUCCGACCCUUCCAGAGGAUUUGCCUGACAACUUUACUGUCCUGAGCCUUGUUAGCGAGUUGUCGAAGCCAUUGGUAGCUGUUCACCACCUCUGGUGUCGGCUCUGCAAGGCAGUAGCUACGAUUAACUGUGUCGAUGAACACGCUGUGUGCAGCCUCAGGACGGCGCGCGCCGACCAGGCUCGGAACGAGGUAGCAGCUUUGCGAUCGUCAGAGAAGUCGCUGAAUGAUCUGAUUCAACAGCUUGAUAGGGAGGCACUUGGAAACGAGUUUGAUUCCUGCCUUGCUGUGCUAGCAGCCGAGCAGUCAGACUUUGCAGCGCUGCGCGAAGGUCUGGUAGCGGCGCAGGUAGCGGACGGGACCAAGUGGGAAGACGCUAUAAGAGCGGCUCGCUGGAAAUGCUCGCAUCAGGGAUUGGCAGCGUGUGCGUCCCACCUUAAUGACGUCUUUAUGAAUACGUCAACGUCGUGCAGUCUGAAGUUGCAGUGUGGUGAUGAGGUCCUCUGUGAAAUGGUCCUACCGGUGCAGGGGAAUGCGGCUCUGAGACUCCUUGUCUGCAGCGCCGCUUGCGAGGGUCACCUGCAUCUGCGUAGCCCAGGAGAACAAUCUUCUACGGAUUGUGCCAAGCUCAUCAAAGGUCCCAUACUUUUUGUAAAGGAGAAGUCUUCUGACCUUCAGUCAGUUUCUGAAAGUGAUACACAGAACAAAACGAAGAGUUCAACUUUUGCGGAUGGAGCAGGAUCUCAUGAGCUAUCCAGGCAGCUUUCGGUUUCGUCGAAUGGCGAGACGCGGACCGACGACUUUGACGAGAGUUUCUCCCACUCAGCGGACUCCACGCACAUUGUUUGGGAAGAAGUUAGCAACGCCGGCUGGUGGUCAUCGAGGCCCAUACGAGUCGGGUCUAAGGUCCUCCGUGAUCGUUCUUGGCCCGAGGAGUGGACGUGUGACGUCGACGUGAGCGGCCAUCGCAGCGAGGGCGUUGUGACUAAGUUAGAUGGAGAUCUGGUCAGCGUCAGGUGGGACUGGAACGGCAAGGAACUACAAGGCUUUCCAAUGGAAACUCUCAGGCCUCUUGCCACGUCCACAGAGUUGCUAGAAACAUGGAAUGCAGGUGACGUGGACGGCCCUCACGCGUACGACGCAUGGUCUAUCUUUAACGCUGAUGUGCCGAAAAUGUCCACUAUGUUACUGUCGUCUGGGCGUUUAAAGGAGGUGCGUACCCUAGUCGGGCUUCGCUGUCGACUUAACGAGGGCCGUUGGGGCCACUUGGUCAUCCGUGAAAUAGCCCCACGUGUCGAAGUUCUAGGACUAAGCAAUACUGAUGACGAUCACUUGCACAUGGCUGCCACACAGAUGCCUUGCCUACGUGCAUUGCACCUCACGAGAGUGACAAGGAAGCAGCUUCUCGAGGUCGCACGUAUGCGGCAACUCCGCAGGCUUGAGGUGUACUCAAACCAUAAGGAGUUGCACGAGCUGUCUGGCCUGGAGUUUGCCUCGCCCGCUGACGGUGCCGAUGGUCUGCGCUGGCUGCGCGUCGGCCUGUACCCGCUGAGAACCGCGCUGGCCCUGGCGAGCGCACACGCUGCAUCUCUCGAAGAGCUGCACCUAGUGGCCGCGUCCAAGGACCCGUACGGCUGCACGGACCUGGCCGUGGAGCUGCGUCGCUGCGGGUUCCGCGCGCUCAGCCGCCUGGUGCUUGUCCGCCGCACCACCGACUACUUCUGCCGGCACGACGAGGAGGAGUGCGUCAAGCAGAAACGCAGCCUGUACUGUAACUUUUUACCGAACGCACGUGUCAGCGUGCAGUGCAGCGCAUGUGACGCUGUCGACCCACCAGCGUUUUAGGCGUCGUCGCAAUGUCGUAAUUUGCUCAGCAAGAGAUUGUGGUCAUGGUUUUGCACUGUGUUAAUACAGAGUCGUGUCUGUUUUGUUUUUUUUGUGUGUACUUCCUGCACCUUUCUGAGUAAAAUGUGAAAAAAGUGUAAA